AUGGAAAUAGAUAAAGAAAAUGUGGUACAGGCAGUGGUCAUCAUGGACACGUUCAACAGCCACUUUAAUCCCAUUAUUAAUAACAAACCUAUGGGUUUACUGCCUGUAGCUGGAGUGUCUCUCAUUAACUACAUACUGGAGGCUUUAGCUCAAGGUGGGGUGGGUGAAACUAUCUUAUUUUGCUGUCAAGAUGGACAGAAGAUGAAAGACUAUGUUCGGCAAUGUACCAAAGAUAAGGCAAUAUGGAGCCUCACUAUGGAUGUCCAAGUAAAGAUGUCAGAUACUUGCCAGACUAUGGGUGAUGUCAUGAGAGAAAUAGAUGCUGCUGGCCUUAUCAGAGGAUACUUUGUGUUAGUUGGAGUCAAUACUGUUACCAACAUUAAUUUUGCUUCACUUUUAGAACAGCACAAACAAACAUGCAAAAAAGAUAAAGGUGCAGCAAUGACAUUGGUGUACAAGAAAGUGGCCUGGGAACAUCCUUUGAUAAGCUCGGAUAAACCCAUAUUUUUAGCAGCAGAUGCAAGUUCUAACAAAGUUUUAAUUCAUCAGAAGUAUAAACCUAAGUCAACAGAGAAAAAAAUUAAUUUACCUUUGGAAGUGGUGUUGAGUCAUUCUGAAGUAAAAUUACACCAUAACUUGGCUGAUGCAAACAUUGCAUUAUGUUCCCCAUCGGUACCUCCUCUUUUUUCUGACAAUUUUGAUUUUCAAACAAGAGAUGACUUCAUACAUGGCAUUUUAAUCAAUGAAGAAAUACUUGCUAGUUCCUUAUACUACAUAUUGUUGAAAGGAAGUCAAUAUGCGGCUGCUGUUACAAAUUGGAAAACAUAUCAAACUGUUUGUCGUGAUGUGUUACACAAUUGGGCCUACCCAUUAACUAUUGAGAGUGGAUCUUUUAGCCAAAACAAUUUCCUUUUCAUGGGCAACCACAAUUUCAGAGAAAAAUCUUGCACUCUAAGCAGAUCAAGUGCAUUAUUGGAAGAUGUAUUGGUUGGUGCAAAAACUCAUGUAAAUGAUAACACAGUGAUAUCAAAGUCCGUGAUUGGAAAGAAUUGUAUCAUAGGCAACAAUGUAACCAUCACAGGAAGUCAUAUUAUGAAUAAUGUAGUAAUUAAGGACAACUGUAAGAUUAUAAAUAGUUUUAUUGAUGACAAUUGUGAUAUAGAAAAUGAUUGUACUAUUGAUUCUGGUACUAUUAUUGCUUCGAAUGUCAAAGUCGAGACUGGAAGUCAGCUUAAAGGAAAUAUCCUAGAGAGUACCGAAAAAGAUCAAGAAAAAUUACUCUUUAAAUCAACCUCAGAAAGUACAGAGUGGGACAAUGAGUCUUCUGGAAGUGGCGGUGACGACUUUAUUGGGUUUGAGAAGAAUUGGAAUGAUAGUGACUCUUGCUACUCAUCAGACAGCAGUGCUGAGACUUCAAUACUUGAUUCUCCUGUACCUGAUGAUACUAAUAUAUUCUUGCAAGAAGUUAUUGACAGUUUAGCAAGAGGGUAUGAAGAGAAAUUGAAAUGUGAUUAUUUAAUAUUGGAAAUAAACUCAUCUAGAUAUGCUUACAAUAUCCAACUGCAUGAAGUAAACUUUUUUGUUGUGAGAGCACUUUUGAGCAUACCUGUUCUAUCUGAAAGUAAGAAUGUGCUCAGUACUGUGAGGAAUAUUUUGCAAUACUUUAGACCUGUUUUAGCUAACUACAUUAAAACUAAGUCUUCUAUAAUGGACUGUUUGAGAGCUGUUGAAGACAGCUGUAUCAAAUGUGAAUGGCUUGAGGGUCAGUCUGGUCUUAUACUCAAAUUACUUUAUGAUGCAGAUGUGGUUGAUGAGGAUGCCUUACUAGCGUGGUAUAAAGAUUUGCAAGAAAAUAAUAGUCUUAUUGUAAAUCAAAAAUCUCUUGUCAAAUUCUUUCAGUGGCUUGAAGAAGCUAGUGAAGAGAGUGAUGAAUCUGAUUGA
Molecule: messenger RNA, 1941 nt
Organism: Arctia plantaginis
Lineage: Eukaryota; Metazoa; Arthropoda; Insecta; Lepidoptera; Erebidae
Source: the annotation of a GenBank genome assembly